AUGCUCCUUAACACAUGUGAAAUCCAGCCUUUCCCGCAAUAUCGCUCGGAUAACUCCCGCAGAUGUCGUCUACGGAAGUGGUCCGCGACGUCGAUCAAACAUGGAGCAGAAGACCAGCGUAGAAUCAAGAGUGGCUCACUGAAUCUCUUACAUAGUGCAUCGCUUCUAGUGGACACGGAUCGAGAAAAAAAGCACCAUGAUGACAACUCUAUCCAAACGUCAAGAAUUAAUCGCGACGAUAGCUAUGGAGCCCCCAGUCGCAGUCGAGGACCGAAGGAUGUCUUUAACGUCGACAGGGUGCUGGAAGAGUACAAUUACGCUGCAGACAGAGCACGCAUAGUUUUCAUGACGAUGGAUCGACUUCAGCAGAAAAUCGAGGACUCAAUCGAGACCAGCUGCAAUAACAGCGACUUUUUUGAGAUACGUUUAUGGGAUAAUGGGAUACGUUCUGAGGCGCCUUUGAUCGCUCUUUACAUCCACAAAAGAUUGACGAUUUGUAUAAAAUGA
Molecule: messenger RNA, 507 nt
Organism: Necator americanus (New World hookworm)
Lineage: Eukaryota; Metazoa; Nematoda; Chromadorea; Rhabditida; Ancylostomatidae
Exons: 5
Coding region: 1-507 (168 amino acids)
Source: RefSeq, a predicted model, not a curated record